Messenger RNA from Castor canadensis (American beaver), 629 nucleotides. RefSeq names its product mitochondrial ribosomal protein S28 (gene Mrps28). NCBI's taxonomy places the organism in Eukaryota, Metazoa, Chordata, Mammalia, Rodentia, Castoridae. The record is from RefSeq and is a predicted model, not a curated record. Gene Ontology annotation, cellular component: mitochondrial small ribosomal subunit.
GGCGUCAUGGCGGCGCUGUGUCGGACUCGUGCCUUGGCCGCCGGGAGCCAUUUUCUACGAAUGUUUCUCUUCUCCAGGCCCUUUCGAGGAGUAGGCACUGAACAUGGCUCCGAGAGCUGGAGUUCCCAUUCCUCAGACUCAAAAACUGGCCCAGGCGGCUUCGCGAGCGCAUUGGAACGGCACUCGGAGCUGCAGAGGAAGGCGGAGCUCGGGCGGGAAUCUCCAAAAAAUGUGGAAUCCUUCGCAUCCAUGCUGAGACGCUCUCCUCUCACACAGAUGGGCCCUGCCAAGGACAAAGUGGUCAUUGGAAGAAUCUUUCAUAUUGUAGAGAAUGAUCUUUACAUAGAUUUUGGUGGCAAGUUUCAUUGCGUAUGUAAAAGACCAGAAGUGGAUGGCGAGAAAUACCAGAAAGGCACCAAGGUCCGGCUGCGGCUCUUAGAUCUUGAGCUCACAUCUAGGUUCCUGGGAGCAACCACAGAUACAACUAUACUGGAGGCUGAUGCGGUCCUCUUAGGACUCCAGGAGAACAGAGACUCAAAGUCAAAAAAGGAGCAUCCUGAGAAGUAAAUGAACUUGCAUAUUGUUGAACUCAGAUAAUCAUCAGGAAUGUAAUUAGAAAAUUGUGAAUA